Molecule: messenger RNA, 423 nt
Organism: Insectozyma verbasci
Lineage: Eukaryota; Fungi; Ascomycota; Pichiomycetes; Serinales; Debaryomycetaceae
Source: the annotation of a GenBank genome assembly
AUGUCUACUUCAAUAUUUCGUACUAUAAAAAACAUAUAUCAAUCAGGUUUUAAAAGAGCAGCAUGGCAAAUUCAACAUCAUAAUGAUACUAAAAGAGGUUUUUUAGUUGGUAUAGAUGAUUGGGGCAAUAAAUUUUAUGAAACUGAUGCACCUGAAGAAAUUCAUUUAAGAACAAGAUGGGUAGAAUAUGCUAAUUGGCAUCAAGAUAUGAGUCAAGUAGAACCAGGUUGGCAUUAUUGGUUAGCUUAUGGUACAAAUACACCACCAAAUUCAUUAAUCGGUGAUGAAAAAACAACUAGAGCAUAUCCAUUACCUGAACAUCAUAGACCAAAUUUAACAAAUUCUCCAGGUGCUUUUGUUACAUAUAAUACAGCAAAACCAAAAUGUAAUUCAUGGACUCCAGAAGUAAAAGAAAGAGCAUAG